CGCGGCCCGCCGAGGACCCCAUUAACUACGGUGCACACACAACAAGAAACAUACACACAUUCCGGAAUUAAUAUUUUUUCGUUUCUUCGCAUCCGACUAGACACAACAAGAUGAACAAGGCAGUGGUUUUAGUUUUGAUUGUGGCGCUCGUCGUCGCUUUCGCCACCCACGUCCACAGCAUGCCUCGCAGAAUUAAGCGAGUGUCCGACCAAAGGUUGGCCGAGUUGGAGACGCUGAUCGCCCUGUCCAAAAUGAGAGGCAAACUCGUCACGGUCCCCAUCGGCUUCGGCAGGAUAGACCCAGCCAAAAUAGGUCGCAGGAGGCGGUCGUUGCGGAAACGGCGGCAGUACCUGGAGGACCUGGAGGUGGAGCGGUUGUUGCUGGAGGAGGAAAGUGCGUCGGCAGAGAAGCGGCCGUCGGCCGCCGACACCCUGCUUUUGCGCGACUACCUGCUCAACUGGUCCAAACACGACUCGGACCAAUGAAUCAAUAAUUUAUUAUAUAUACCAGAAAGAGACGGACCAUUACUUAAUGGCUGCAACAACAAUGGUAUUCGUUGAGAGACAGACCUGCGAAAAUGAUUUCUGUGAUAUAGUUUGCCAAUUUCCGCCCAGAGUAUUAUUUGCAAGUCACAGAAAGAAUUCUCGUUUAUUCCUCAUCAGUAGCCGAAGAAGAAAAACGACGACUGCUUUGUGGAGAGCGAGCGAGGAGAAUUCAAGAGAGAAGAGUUACACUUAUCCUUUAGGAAUCACUCGGAGUUCCUAAAUUUGUUAACUCAAUCGUCCCUGAUGCGUUCUAGUCAUUUUUGAUACACACUUUGUUCUACGCGCUAAUUUAUGCACAAAAGGGGCUCGGCGUUUACACACGUCAGCCUCACUUUCUGACGCACUCUAUUUUUGUGCGUUCACUACUCUUUAUAUUGAUUUAAAUUAUGUGAAAUAAAAUGAAUGAAUGUUCAAAACAAACACGUGGUUUCUAUCU
Messenger RNA from Neocloeon triangulifer, 981 nucleotides. RefSeq lists its product as uncharacterized. NCBI's taxonomy places the organism in Eukaryota, Metazoa, Arthropoda, Insecta, Ephemeroptera, Baetidae. The record is from RefSeq and is a predicted model, not a curated record. The coding region runs from base 111 to 485 and encodes 124 amino acids. The transcript has 3 exons.